Neopsephotus bourkii (Bourke's parrot) is the source of this 3079-nucleotide messenger RNA. RefSeq names its product carbohydrate sulfotransferase 15 (gene CHST15). The record is from RefSeq and is a predicted model, not a curated record. Bases 919 to 2646 code for a protein of 575 amino acids. Gene Ontology annotation, biological process: hexose biosynthetic process. Lineage: Eukaryota; Metazoa; Chordata; Aves; Psittaciformes; Psittacidae. Gene Ontology annotation, molecular function: N-acetylgalactosamine 4-sulfate 6-O-sulfotransferase activity. The transcript has 10 exons.
CAGCGCGGCCGGCGAGCGGCGCGGGGCUGCUCCCUCCCUCCCCCUUCUUCCUCCUCCUCCACCCCCCCCGCAGGGCAGAGCCGGCGGAGGCGGCGGGCGCGGAUGGGAGAGCGGCGGAGCCGGCGGAGGAGCUGUUGAAUGCGGUUUGUAAGCACUAGUUUUAAGGAGUGUGGUGUCCUGUCUAAGAAGAGAUGAGCAUGAUAGCUUGCAAGAAGAAGCAGAAGGAAACAUGAUGUCCAGGUUGGAGGUAAAUCCAUUGCUCCGAGUGAGUGAUGUGAGGACUGCUUUCCAGAUUAUUUUCCUUUGGAGUCCUCAGGAGCAGCUGUUUCGAAAGACUGCCUGCCUUCAUUUUUCACCUGAAAAAUGACAUGGGCAUUUAUUCCCCACCUUUCCUUCUGUGCUUGAGCAAAUCUAAAGGUUGUAUGAUGCAAAUCUUUGUCUCUGGGAAUAUGAAGCUUCCAGUAGCAGCACUUCAGUUUGGAACCCACUUGCUUUAAGACCACCUGGGAAUUUCUACCCAUACUUGCCCAUUCCAGCGUAAAUCAGAGGACAAUGAGUUAUUUUUACUUCUUGCAUAUUUUCACACCACGUAACAAUUUUUCUUUCUUCUCCUUUUGUUCGAUGGGAAAAACUUGAGCUGGUUGUUGUAGCUGAUUCUUCCUUCACCACAUUCCUCUUGCUGAGCCAAAUCCUUGGAAACCACGACCACACUACGUCUAUUUUUGUGUGGGGGUUGUUGGCUUGGAUUUUUUCUUUAUGGGACAUAUGUCACUUUUUGAGUGCUUUUACCUAUUCUGGUUUGAACCUGUCUUUUUGUAUUGCUGAUUAGUUGUAAUCAGGAACUAAUAACUGUAAACUCAAGCCAUUAAGUAACUUCAGACUUACAGAAGAUGACUCAUAUGCUUCAGAAACCUUUCCAUGACUGUGCUUGGCUCAUUAAUACAGAGGUUUAACAGUAGUAAUAUGAGGUAUUGCAUUAAUUGCUGCAUACAUUUAUUACCAAAUGACUUGCACAGACAGUGUUUCAGAUGCCGCGGACCUAAUCAUAAUAACCAGAAGUGUCCUGUUUGCAAAGAAGAAAGUAAGAUCCCUUUGUACACCGACAGCAAGCAGAUGAAGUUGCUUGCAGUUUUGGAAGUAAGGACUGAUCACAGUGAAAGCUGGCAUGGAGUUUUCUGUUUGAGGAAGGGGAAGCUAUGCAGCUUGAUAUUUGGGUUGAUUAUAAUGACUCUAGUGAUGGCAUCCUACAUACUCACUGGAGCCAAACAUGGCCUCUUGUUAAUACCAUCUCCCUUCCAUUAUGGAGCUUUUACUAGCAAUCCAAGCUUAAUGGACAAUGAAAGCCUUAGUGACAUGAAAGACCAUUACCAGCCUUCUAAAAUGAAUAUUUCAUACGUAAAGGAUUAUCCAAGCAUUAAAUUAAUUAUUGACACUAUUACUUCAAAGAUAGAGUUUAUAACAAGACAGCGCCCUGAUUCAGAGGAACUGAGGAAACAAGAGCCACAUAUGUUUUCAGUAAUUCCUAAUAAAUUCCUUCCAAAUAGCAAGAAUCCUUGUUGGUAUGAAGAGUACAGAGGAAACACAACCACAGAUCCUUAUGCAACAAACUCUUAUGCACUGUAUUCAAAGCGCUUUCGAACCAUAUUUGAUUACCUCAGGAAGGUAUUUUGGAACCACUUGUACCAUUAUAAGGACAAGCACUACCGCCUACGCUGUCUCCCCCAUUUCUACAUCAUUGGCCAGCCUAAGUGUGGGACAACGGACCUGUAUGACCGGCUCAGGCUGCACCCUGAUGUUCGGUUCUCAGCGAUCAAAGAGCCACACUGGUGGACAAGAAAACGGUUUGGAAUCAUUCGUCUGAGGGAUGGAUUUCAUGAUCGCUACCCAGUGGAAGAUUACCUUGAUCUGUUUGACUUAGCAGCGCACCAGAUUCAGGGUGUGCUGCAGAGUGAAGCAGCAAAAGAACACGGCAAGAUGAACAACAUCGUAAUUGGGGAGGCCAGUGCCUCAACGAUGUGGGAUAACAACGCCUGGAUUUUCUUUUAUGACAACAGUACUGAAGGAGAACCUCCCUUCUUAAUCCAGGAUUUUAUCCAUGCCUUCCAACCGAAUGCCAAACUUAUCAUCAUGCUGAGAGACCCUGUUGAAAGAUUGUACUCCGAUUAUCUGUACUUUGCAAGUGCUAAUAAAUCUGUGGAAGAUUUUCAUGAAAAAGUGGCAGAAUCACUGCAGCUGUUUGAAAAUUGCAUGCUGGAUUAUUCCCUGAGGGCCUGUGUCUACAACAACACCCUCAACAACGCCAUGCCCGUAAGGCUACAGGUUGGGCUCUAUGUCGUGUAUCUUUUGGACUGGCUGACAGUUUUUAACAAAGAUCAGAUACUUGUUCUUCGCUUGGAGGACCACGCAUCAAAUGUGAAGUACACCAUGCACAUGGUGUUCCGGUUUCUGGAUCUGGGACCCCUAAGUGAGAAACAAGAAGCUCUGAUUACAAAGAGUCCUGCAUCAAACACUAGACGACCUGAAGACAGAAGUCUAGGACCUAUGCUUCCAACAACGAAGGCAAUUUUAAGAGAUUUCUACAGGCCUUUUAAUACGAAACUGGCACAAGUUCUUUUUGAUGAUGCUUUUUUAUGGAAGAGGACAUAAUAUGUAAAUUUAGUGCCACAAAUACAGCGCUUAAAGGAGUUUUUAUUUUUUUAAAUUCUAUUUUUGUGCGUGGAUAUUUACAUUUUUCCCAUUCCAAAGAGAAGCCGAUUGAUGAGCUGAGACUCUCACCUUCAGUCAGCACACUUCAUGACACCUAUAUCACAUUUUCCUUGUGAGAAUGUAAAGCAUCUUGUUUAUCAGUUUAUUGCAACUUCUUUUACCCCAGGAAAAGAGUGGAAAAGCAUUAGUACAAAGACGAUGUCUUACUCUCUCCAUGGGGAUGGUGAAGUUUAAUCUUCAUUAAGAUGCUGCAACACAGAAUUAGCAUCAGUUUCCUACAAUUACACUUAUAAUCUCAUUUUCAGUAUGUUAUUCAUUCAUUUUUUCAAACUAUCAAUGUCAUUUAGUCAUUAAAAUUUUUAAUCGAAUUCAA